Messenger RNA from Porites evermanni, 6198 nucleotides. Lineage: Eukaryota; Metazoa; Cnidaria; Anthozoa; Scleractinia; Poritidae. The record is from the annotation of a GenBank genome assembly.
AUGGAUCCUGAAGAAAUAAAGAAAAUGAUCACUGAGUUGCCGCAAAACGAACCCAACAAAUCUGAAGGACUGAUUCGAAAGCUACAUGGCCAAAUAUCGAAAAUGCAAGAUGACCGUGUUAAAGAUCAAUUGUUAAAUAAGUUGGAGUCUGUCGCUUAUUUGGGGCUGCAUGAAGAUCUCAAGGAGAUGAUGGAGCACAAAGGGCUACAUCUUGAAGCAAUUUAUCUUGUUCUGAAUUACCUGACGAGUGUUCUAGAGCUGGCCAAAUACUUACAAGAUGAAAAUUCCAGUAAACCAGACGCUGGGUUAAAGAUGAUAAGUAGACGACUUGGGCCAGAUCUUGAAGUGCUUGGCAGACUCAGUGCUAUAGGUAUUGACGUCACAAAAAGAUGGGUAAAAAAUCUUUGCAAAAAAGCUCCCUCCUUCAAGGCACUUAGAAGGCUGACUUUUCAAGAGCUGGAAAAAUGUUGCCAAGGAGCUGACAAAGGAGAAAUGGAUGAGGUUCACCGGCUGGUAGAAAAUGUCCAAUCACAGGAAAGACAAAGUGCCGCUUUAGCACCAAAUCAGGACAUCAUUGUGAAAGACAAAGAAUCAAGAACUGCGGACGAAAAAAAACUAAAGAAAGCCAAAGAGUUAAUGAAUGAGGCCAAAGUCAUGGCUAAAAGUCGAUCAGAGUCGUCAAAACAAGCCGUCAGUGAAAAACUGAGUGAGAUAAUCAACAACCUUGAGCUUCCUUCCGAUUGGCUAAAGCGUGAUGAAGUAAAACCAGAGCAAUUGUUUGAGCAGCUGGAUAAAAUAAUAGAACAUUACAGCAAUGUUGUGGAGUCUGCUGAGUCAUACAAAAGUGAGUUGGAAAUCGUAACCAGGGCCAGCUGUGGAAGAGCCCUUUGUGGCAUUUAUUACUCCAAGUACGAACCACCAAAAGUAACAGGAAGACCGUUGCUACUGGAACCAACAAAAGUGAUAUUAACCAAUCCUAAUACUGCGCAAGAGAUAAACUACAUGAAGUUUUCAGCAAAGGGGGCGGCUGCAGAAUACGUACGAACAGUAGGCGUACUUGGUUUCCAAGGCUUGGCCGUUGGGGAGGUGCAAGGAGGAUAUGGCCAUGAGAAGAGUAGCCAAGAAGAUCAGUCUGUAAAAUCAUCAGCGACCAGUGCAUCAGUGUUACAGUACAUUCGCAUCGCCAAGAAAACAUUCCAGCUCGAAUGGGACCAAUUAAAGAUUUCCUUGGCAGCUAGAAACAUGGCCAAGCGUACUGUUCGUGAUGAAGAAUCUGCUCGUUCCUUUAUGGAACGCUUUGGUAGUCAUUUUCCCGCCGGUGUCCAGACUCUUGGCGGCGUUUUUUUCUGCAUUGUUGAUGCCGAAAGUAAAAGCGCCACGAAUAUAGUGAAGCUGACAGAGGCCGCCGUGAAUCAUCUGGAUGCUCAAAUUUCUGUCGGCUUCCUCAGCGGACUGUCUGUGACUGGAGCGAGUGCUACUGGAAAGAAAGAUACUAGUACAGGAGAAAGCAACAGAAAAUACAAAGACAGCAGCAAUGAGAGCUUCACCUUUUCAGUGAAGUCUAUUGGACCGCAAGCAGCAAAUCCGUCUACUUUUCCAAAGUUACUUUCAUACAACUCCACCUGGGCCUUGAUUGAUCGUGGCAAUAUCGAAGGGUACAUUCCAGUUUGGGAGUUGAUUAGAGAGCUUGGAAGUGAGUUCGAGGAAGCAGCUACAGUGCUUGAAAAAACGUGGCGUAAAGACGAGGAAGACAGGAAGAAAAAGUUAGAGGAGAAAAGGGAAAAAAAUAUUAUGGCAGGAGGAAAACAAGAUUUGUUGCUAAUGAAAGAGGAACAUCUUGGAGGGGUGAGUUGAAUUUAUUAAAUAGCCCUCACUUUUCCCUUUGUUGUUGUUGUUGCUGUUGUUGUUGUUUUGUAAUAUAUGGACUGUAAAGGGACUUUUUACAUGGGUUGGGUUGCCAGGUUUGCCGAGUCUUACAAACGGAACGAAAAUCAACUUUGCGUUUUCUCGACAACCGAGCCAAUCUCGUUAGCGGAAAUCUCGGGUCCUCGAUACCAGGUCUCGUCUCUCGUGUCAAACAAAAGAACCCGACAAACCAUCGGAAUCUGUUAAGCGUUGCUGAUGCAAGAAAAUCAGCAUAAAUAGCAAUUUUUUUUUUCCAAAGCGGAUAGGUCCUUAGGUGUCAAUGUUAUAUUUGACCGUUAAAAUCGAUGACGUCACAAGUGGUACAAUGUUUGGGGACCCAAGCAUGUGGCUAAGGUGUGAAUUGUUUAAAAUGUUUUAAUGUCACAGAGAUGCAGCUUAGAAAAGUAACGAAGUCGGAACAAUUUAUGUUUUCUCAUAAUACAUAUUUUUAAGUUAAACUGUUCUAUUUCACCUACUAGAUAAGCGUCUUUUCCUUUAGUCUAUUUCAUUCUUUUCUAUGAUUUCUUUUUAGUAUUCAGCCCUUUGUGAAAAUAGAAGAUAGUUCAAUAGUUCAUGACGUAUGUAUUGUAAAUAUUAUUUUUCUUUCGUUUCAUUUUCUUGUCCGAACAAAUGCCGAGCCAAACGAAUAUACGUUAUUACCUGGAUUAAACAAAAUUAUUUUUCGUACUCUUGUGCUUUCAUGUAUACCAUACAGAUACAAAUGCACCAAAUAUUUAUUUUUGUGUACAGAAUGGUCGUCUUUCAGGAAGUUUUUGGCCAACAAAUGGUAAUGUCAUCUUUGAAGAAGACGGUAUGCAACGUGAAGAUGCCUAUGACAAAGCAAUUGAGCUGAUCAUGCAGGAUCCAUAUUACAACAUAUGUGAAAUAACUUAUACUGGUAAUGAAUUAGACGAAGAAGACCGUAAAAGGUAAUUAUACUUAAAACCGUGUGCUGCUUUACAAUAUUAAUGUUUGCCAAUUUUACCGUGUCUGUACAAUUAUAGAUCAAAGAAGACGUUGAUUGAAAACGUUGUAAGAACAUAAAACUGGCGAAAGGUAGGCAAGUGUGUUACGGAUGUUUUUACCUCAUUUUCUGAUCUGCAACUAAACAGACACGCGGCAAAGCGGGAUCUAUUUAUUUAGUACACUAUCAACGAAAAACGACUUACCUUCAGUUUAGGUAUAUUUCAAGUCGUCAAAAACACUUUCCUUUUUGAAAUCAACAAAACAAGCGUAUAUUUUUUCGCGAUGACCAUGUACGUAUUUGUCUAUAUGAGUUCGUAAGGUAAGAACAUGAUCUGAUGUUCGAUUUUCGGUCAGAAACCGAUUUGACAUUUAUGAAAUACGUUCAGCGAAACGGCAUGUCCAAGUAGUCUUUGGUUUAAAAUUGAAAAGAAUAGCUUUCUCAGUCAACAUGAAACACAAAUUCCGCGGUAAUUCGACCGAUCGUUUCUUGCACCAGAUUUAAAUAUUGAAGUUAUAAAACAAUUGCACCAGAUAUUUGGUACAUUCCCUAAGCUGAGAAUAAUAUUAAAAAGUUUAUGGUAAAGAGGCAGCAUCAUAGCUAAGCUACAAUCAUGGACAAAAGUCUUGAGACACUUGCAUUUCUGGGGCGUUUUCCAAUUCACACAGGUCCAACCCCUCCCCUCACCCCACAAUCGAUGUUGGACGAGUGUAUCCAGAAUUGUUUCCGAGUUUCAACUUUGUAUAGACCGGGGGGAGAGAGAACUGCAAGAAAAUUUCGAAAAGGAUGCACUAUUUUAAGAGGGGACCGAGAAAUGACAGAAAAAUAUGAAUAAUGCAGUACUGUCCCAAGGACUUUUGUCCAGGAUUGAAGCUUUAAUCAUUCCAUUUCUUAUCUUGUCUGUUGGUCAGAAGUAAGUGGCUUAUUAGAAAGUAGACGACGGCUUCUUUUGUCUUGACUGUGACGUAGCGACCACGAGUCUCGGUUGUGGAUGUAUAUAUCUCCAGCAACAAGUAGUAGCUGAAAUGUUGCCACUCUGUUGGAGUAAUACUGUAUUCGUAACUUAGUGCGUUUGAUUUUCGAUCCACGACCUCAGCUUUGAAUAAUUAACAAAAGAGCACAGAUUACCGCGUACGACAUCAGGAAUGAUUUGUUCGGGCUUUUAACAGCCUGUCAAUGUACGUGCUCGUCUUCUUUUUCGUUUCUGGCGCUGGAUUUCAAGUCGCCGUUCUCGCUGAAGUGGAGUUUCGAUAGUAAAUCUUCCACGGCGAGGAUUUCCUGCCACCUGUUCAAUGGAACGCUCUUCUGUUGGCCGUGCCCUUUUUGUUGCCUGAGAAAUUGGUUGCGAUUCACCGAUAUAUAGUAAACAUUGUUUGACAGACGAUGAAUAAAGACGUCAGCCUUUCAUGAAUAAAACAUGUCAUUCGCACUUGAAGCCGUGUUGCUUGACAACCUUAAAGUGCACCUUGACGUCACACCAGAUGACGUCAGUUACGGACAUCCCAGAGCAACCUCGUUCCCAGGGUUCACUCUCGAAGCAAUAGAGAGAACCCUGGAAACGAGGUUGACCCAAGAGAUAUAUAGGUAUAUUGCCAACUCGAGUUUCUGGGUUGCUGUGCGAUACGCGUGCUGCCCGAGCGACAAAAUUAUAAACUCGCUUCGCGGAAAAAACAACGAAACCGUCAUUAUGUCUACGCCACAUAGCAAGAUUAAUUAGUUAAAAUUUCGCCACGUAUCUACCGCGUACUUUUGUUCUUCAUCAGGUGAUGGUACUUUAACUGUGAAACUCACAAAACAAUGAUCACCAGGCUCCAGUUGUUGGAAAAGUGGAUUCCGCUAUCCACCGUAUAAAUCACUACCCAGUGGAUAAUAACGUGAUUGGUUUUCCUAAUACUUAUCCGCUGGAUGGUGAUUUAUCCAAUGGAUAGCGCUAUCCUGCAGUGUUUGAACAAGGGGGACCUUCCGAAAAAUUCUGGAAUGUUAUUGUUUUGCGGGGAAAAAGCUAAACAGGCAUGAGAAAACUAAAGUGCAAAUGGCAACGUGAUUAGUUUGAGAUCAUUUGCUCUGGUGUCCUGAACCUAUUGCCAUUGGUUGCAACACAAUCAACAUUAUUCCUGAAAUGUUUCAAAUGUUCACGGUUUCCUUAGCUUAGUUUGACAGUAACUAGACUCAAGUACAGAGCUUCUGCAACACAAGCGGCCCGAUUAUGUAACUUUUCAAUAUCCUCUGCCGACGUAUUACUUAUCCAAUCCCAGGACAUACAAUAAUUAAAAUAUGGCCCAACUAUUACCUGUUAACAGUAUUAGUAUACAUUGCUUGGUCCUCUUGAAAAUUCUUGUACUUGGGUGGUCAAAGACAGAUAUAGCUGGACCAAGGCACUUAUUAGUUUCCACUUUUAGUUAUGUUAUUCCAUUAACAUAAUUAUCAUGAAAUAUUCCCUUUUAAUGUCGCAAUUCUCUAGUGCAAUCCCAUAAAAUCCUUUUUCAGACACGCAGUCGAGUCAGUGAUACAGUUAUUUCGAGAAAGGUUGUCGGAAAAAAAUGUGCACGCGACAAUCCCGAAAGGUAAUAUGAGAUAUGAUCAAUACACUGUUCCUGACACUGUAGGCUGUCGAACCUACUUUUGUUACUUUCCUUUAGCUCUCGAAAACAUACAUCCAUAGCCUCUCAUGCCAUUCUUUCAAAUCUCUUUGAAGAACAGUAAACUCAAAACCUCCCACAAUACCUAGCCUAGUGAUGGGCUCCUGCUUUCGGGAUUGUCGAGUGCACUUUUUCCGACAACCUGUCUCGAAGUAACUGUUUUCAGUUGAUUUCUUUGCUUAUUUCAGUCUGAAAAACGGACAAAUUGAUAGCAGUAAACGCAAAUGAAUAGAUGUUCCUUCACCAUAUUAAAAGCAUUUCGAUAACUUUAUAGCGUGUUCAGGGCACCUCAUAUAAUGAACGAGUUUAACACAUAUCUUUAUUAAACAGGUUAACUCCCGCUGCUGUUUUGCGGGUUGCUUUGUUGCCUUUCAGCCCUCGUGCAUUGCUUGUUGCCUCCGGGGCUGUUCCCGCUUAUGCUGUCGGGUCUGCUGUCUUGGGGCGUUACCGGUUUGUUGCCACUUCCAAAUACAAAUUGAAGUGUUGGGAAGCUUCAGAUGACACGCCCACCACCUUUUGUAAAGGACCGGGACAGCUGUUCUUCAGUAAAGUGCUUUUCAAAUGGAAGGAUCGUGUUCCUGGACAAAAAUAAAUAAGAGUGCACAAUUCAAGAUGAGAACUUUCUUGUGGAAGCAAUUUGAAAAAUCUAAAGAUAUAUUAUAACACGGACAGUAAAUAGUUAAGAUCGGG